Molecule: messenger RNA, 353 nt
Organism: Oppiella nova
Lineage: Eukaryota; Metazoa; Arthropoda; Arachnida; Sarcoptiformes; Oppiidae
Source: the annotation of a GenBank genome assembly
AUAAAUAGCAGUGUUUGUAUUUAAUAAUUUUUAUACACUUCAAGCAAAAAUAAUAAUUUUACAAACUUAACCUACCUCAUUAUUACUAAAAACUAAAAUGUUUACCAAAAUAAUUGCAAUAUUAUUGAUUGGAUUCAUUGUAUGUAUUGAAUGUCAACCAGAAAAUGGUUGUGAGUGUGGAUCCGGUGGGGGUCGUGGGGGUGGACGAGGGGGUCGUUUCGGUGGUGGACGUGGAGGUAAUGGACGUCCUAAUGGUGAUCAACAGUCAGGGUUUGGAGUGUCUAAUGGUGGACAACAGGACGGAUUUGGUGGCCAAUAAAUUGGGGGGGGGCUGUUUAAAUAGAGUUCACUAA